GUGCAGCAUUGCAUCAACGCCGACAAGUUGAAGAGGGGCCAGGGCCAGGGGCGGCCUCGAAAAGCUCGCGGAUGAGGACGCAGGUUCAAUCAGCAUAGGUGCUGGAGAAGAGCCAUGUACACAUCAUUGAGCUCUUCCGAACGCAAGAAGUGCGCAAGUUGCAACUUGAAACCUUUGGCCCCCCAGAUUGUAGAAUGAUCCAAAUUUUUCCUUGAAACUUCUCAAAGGUCAACGAAUGCUAGAAAGACACAGAUGCUGUUGCCAUCAGGCAAGCACCUGGCAGAACAAGCCGGACGGAUAGCCUGCCUUCGGGGCGGCUGCAACCGCCACACUGUUGAUUGCUGAGGCGCCGUGUGCUAAGUUCGUAAGAGAAGGACCUCGAUUGAGUAAUCUGAUUGGCAGAGGCAUCUACCGGACGGUCAGCCAUGGCAAUCGGUGCCUGCAGCUGUGUAUGCGCUCCAUCGUUUGGUUGCCUUGUUGCACCACGCCCACUCAUUAGCCCCCCAAAGCCGACAUUUGAUGCCAACCUAGCUAAACUUUCCAGGCGACCUUUUCGUCCUAGCUGCAGCAGCUUUGGCCCCCAACCCUCUCUGUUCCUGGGAAGACAGCUGAGGGCGGAGCUGGCACAUGACAUGCAAAGCUUGUCCUGGUCUGGACGACUCAGCAAAUUUCCAGCCUGCCAUCGGCCAGUGCGAGGAGUGGCCCAAGCCGCGGAGCUAUCGGCGCUGGGUGGUCGGACUCAUGAUGGAGCUUUGGAACAAGGGGGCUAUCAAUCUCCGAGCAGGGAGGAUCUGCAAAGGCUGGCCCAGUUGCCAUUGCAGAACUUGGUUUCUGCCGCUGCCAGGGUCAGGAACCAACGGGAAGACUCGCAAGUCGUCACCUUUUCUCCAAAGGUGUUCAUCCCGCUGACUAGGCUCUGCCGUGAUGCCUGCGGGUACUGUACGUUUGCCAUGGGCCCAAAGGCGGGCGAGCGUGCGUACAUGACCCUGGACGAGGUACUGGCGGUUGCACAGGCAGGAAAGGAGGCCGGGUGCACCGAGGCCCUGUUCACACUGGGGGACAAGCCGGAGCUGCUUUACACCGAGGCGAAAGACGAGCUCGCCAGCCUCGGCUUCGACUCCACCCUAGCUUACGUCCAAGCUGCAGCCGCACUGGUCCUCCGUGAGACGGGUCUUCUCCCUCAUAUCAAUGCUGGCGUCAUGGGGAGGCGCCACGUGGCAGCCCUCAAGAAGGUGUCCGCCAGCCAAGGCCUGAUGCUGGAAUCGCUUUCAGAGCGGCUCUUUGAGCCGGGAGGGCCGCACUUUGGCUGCCCCGAUAAGCGGCCGGCUGCAAGGCUGGCCACCAUCGCCGCUGCAGGCGAGGAGCGUGUGCCGUUCACGACGGGCCUGCUGAUUGGCAUCGGGGAGACGCGCGAGGAGCGGUUGGAGGCGCUGCUCGCGAUCCGGCAGCUGCACGAGAAGUACGGACACGUGCAGGAGCUCAUCAUCCAAAACUUCAGACGAAAGGAAGGGACGGCAAUGUCGGACGCGCCCGAGCCGUCGAUUGAGGAGCUGCUUUGGACGGUGGCGAUGGCGCGUCUGGCUUUCGGACCGGCCAUGAGCAUCCAGGCCCCCCCGAACCUGACCCCCGCAGGGCCCGAGCAGAGCACGGCGGCCCUGGAAUGGCAGGCGCUGAUUGGCGCGGGGAUCAACGACUGGGGAGGCAUCUCGCCGGUAACCAAGGACUGGGUUAACCCCGAGGCACCCUGGCCGCACAUCUCCGUGCUGGCAGACGCCACUCGUGCAGCCGGCAAAGUCCUGGUCCCCCGGCUGGCGGUCUACCCCGAGUAUCUUGCUGACGCUGCGACGUGGCUGGAUCCCGAGGUGACACGUGUCGUGCUGGCGUCCUCCGACGCCCUAGGAUACGCGAGGGCAGAGGACUGGUCCCCGGGGUUGGCUCUGCAGCCGCCUCCUUUGCUGGAGGCUCUGAGCGGAGGGCGGAAUGACGGAGGGGUGACGUCAGAGGAGCACGCAGAGACGUGCCAGCCGGCAACGGACGAGGAAGCGAGUGACGAGACGAACGGGCGAGGUACGGAACAGACCGUCAAGUCGGAACCUUCGACCUCGGGUAGGUUUACGAGCGAGCCCACGGAUAGAGGUGGUGAUAGAUUCGAAGCUUUUGUGAAAGAAGCCCAUCUUUCAAGUCGCACAAGUGCGAGCAGAGACAGCAAGAUCCAAGUGAGCGCCGACGGGACGCUCUAUGGACGCGGCCGGCCGUCAGCGGACGACGGGUUGACGUCAGCAGGCUUGGGAGUAUCUCCUGGAGUCAGGGACGUGCUGAGCAGAGCGAUGGACGGCCAGGAUUUGACGGAAGCCGAGAUCGAGGGGCUGUUCCGGGCCCGAGGGGAUGACUUCGUGGCGAUCUGCCAGGCUGCGGAUGAGCUGCGGAGGCAGGUGAACGGCGAUAAGGUAACAUACGUGGUGAACCGCAACAUCAACUACACCAACGUGUGCACGUACCGCUGCCAGUUCUGCGCCUUCAGCAAGGGCCGGUUCAGCGAAAACCUGCGCGGCAAACCGUACGUGUUAGCUCUGGAAGAGAUCGGUCGCCGCGCCACGGAAGCCUGGGCCCGGGGGGCCACCGAGGUGUGCAUGCAGGGGGGCAUUCACCCUGACUUCACGGGGCAGACGUACCUUGACAUUCUGGCGGUGGUAAAAGCCGCUGCGCCGGACAUCCACGUGCACGCGUUCUCGCCGCUGGAGGUGUUUCAAGGAGCGGCGACGCUGGGAAUCAGCGUGGACGCCUUUCUUGGUCGCCUUCAGGCCGCGGGGCUAGGGUCGCUACCGGGGACCGCGGCCGAGGUACUGGACGACGAGGUACGGACCGUGCUGUGCCCGGACAAGCUGACGACGGCCGAGUGGCUGGGCGUCGUGGAGGCCGCGCACCGGACGGGCCUGCGGACCACGUCCACCAUCAUGUUCGGACACCUGGACCGUCCGCGCAACUGGGCCCGUCACCUGCUCCACCUGCGGGACCUCCAGAAGCGGACACGUGGCAUCACGGAGUUCGUCCCGCUGCCGUUCGUCCACAUGGAGGCGCCCGUGUUCCUCAAGGGCCGCGCGCGCCGUGGGCCCACCAUGCGCGAGUGCACGCUCAUGCACGCCGUAGCGCGGCUCGCACUGCAUCCGCACAUCGCCAACAUCCAAGCCUCGUGGGUGAAGAUGGGCCCUGGCGGCGCCCAGUCGCUGCUUGCGGUUGGGUGCAACGAUAUGGGGGGAUCCCUUAUGAACGAGAGCAUCACGCGGGCAGCGGGCGCAGAGCACGGGCAGGAGCUCGCGCCGUCUGCGAUGGAAGCCUUGAUCACGUCACUUGGGAGGCGGCCCGAGCAGCGGACUACUCCGUAUGGAACGCCGCCGCUGGACCAGACGAAGAAGUCGUUCGUGGCCGCCCCUCUGACGCACUUAGCGAUGGUUUGACGUCAGCGUUGGUUGCGGGGCCGUUUUGGAUCAUUCUUUGAUUGGCUCGCCAUUCUGUUGGUUGUGCACGCG
Klebsormidium nitens is the source of this 3527-nucleotide messenger RNA. Lineage: Eukaryota; Viridiplantae; Streptophyta; Klebsormidiophyceae; Klebsormidiales; Klebsormidiaceae. The record is from the annotation of a GenBank genome assembly.